Messenger RNA from Scaptodrosophila lebanonensis, 3738 nucleotides. RefSeq names its product G-protein coupled receptor moody (gene moody). Gene Ontology annotation, molecular function: G protein-coupled receptor activity. Gene Ontology annotation, cellular component: membrane. The coding region runs from base 961 to 2823 and encodes 620 amino acids. Lineage: Eukaryota; Metazoa; Arthropoda; Insecta; Diptera; Drosophilidae. The transcript has 5 exons. Gene Ontology annotation, biological process: G protein-coupled receptor signaling pathway. The record is from RefSeq and is a predicted model, not a curated record.
CACUGCGCAACCCGUAGGCGUAGUCGGCGGAUUUGUAUUCGUUUUCAUUUUCAUUUUCGUCCGUUACGGUUAGUUUGUGGAAUAAUCUUUUAAUUGCAUUCCUCAUUCAUUUGUUUAAAACAUACGCGUUUAAUUUGCAACCCCAUUGUAGUGUGUGCGUGUGUUUUCUUUUUUUACACUUUUUUUUUAUAUUAUUUUGUGCUCUGCGUGCCCAACAAUGAUAAGGCAUAGGCAUUAGUUAUCUUAGUAGGGUAUUUGCAUUUACCUGUAACCAGAAACGCAAAGUCGUUAACGCGAGUGCAACAUUAAGUCUGAAUUGUAUUAGUCACGUUUGGAGCAGCAGCAGCAGCAGCAGCAGCAGCCUUUGAAUCAUCAGCACUGACUGCGACAGCAGCGGUAUUGCCUGCUAACAACAAAAACGACAACAACAGCAACAUGAAUGAAUGAACAAACUGUUUACAUUACUAUGGCAUUACUCAUACCUGACGUAGUACGCACUUGAGCGCCGAUCAUAAGCGUGAUAGUAUCCGAUCUUCUAUUGUCGGUUCUGUGCGCUAAAACAGACCUACGACCUCGAAGUCGGUGCCUGUCGGUGUAGUCUGGUCUGUUGUUCGAUCAGUGCUCGCUCUUCUUGGAUAGAGCCCCGGCAGUGUCAGUUAAAGGCAAAUACAUAUUUCAAAUAAUAGUUUCGAUUGCACGGACUGUCGACAGCUCUGAUAAGAGGGAGCGUGAGCCCAGCCGAUAGGAAGCAGGGGCUUGGUCUAUCCACUCAAUGGCAUCAGCAAAAACACAAGUAAUCACAACUAGUCUCAUAAGAAUUCAAAGAAAGAGGUCUCUUUAACUGUCGCUGAUAGAGUCAGUUAUCCACAAACUGAGGAGUCACUUCCACAUCCUCAUACAAAUACACAAACAAAACGACUUCGCUGGACUUAUCUUGUACUUGGCAUUACAAUAAAAAGUAUGAAGGACAGUGGCGAGGGCAGCGGUGAUCUCGGAGCUGGCUACGAUGACUCCGACCUCAUACCCACAGCGGAUGCAGGCGACGCCAGCGGUUUCUCCCAAUCACUUUUGACAUUCGCGGCCAUCAUGACGUUUCUAAUCAUGAUCGUUGGCAUCUGCGGCAACUUCCUUACCGUUGUCGCUCUGCUGAAAUGUCCCAAGGUGCGGAAUGUAGCAGCAGCCUUUAUAAUAAGCUUGUGCAUCGCCGAUCUUCUUUUCUGUGCACUGGUCCUGCCCUUCCAGGGGUUGCGCUUUGUGCAGGGCACUUGGAAACACGGAGAGGUACUGUGCCGCCUCAUACCUUUCAUCCAAUAUGGCAACAUAGGAGUCUCCUUGCUCUGCAUAGCGAUGAUCACUAUCAACCGAUACGUAAUGAUUACCCAUCACAGCUACUAUGCGCGCAUCUACAAGCGACACUGGAUCGCUUUUAUGAUAGCGGCCUGUUGGAUAUUUUCCUACGGCAUGCAGUUGCCUACAUUGCUGGGAGCCUGGGGGCGUUUUGGCUAUGACAGUCGUCUGCAGACCUGCUCCAUUAUGAGCGACAGACACGGUCACAGCAGCAAAACAACGUUAUUUAUCACCGCCUUCGUAAUACCUUGUCUCGUGAUCAUCGCCUGCUAUGCCAAGAUAUUCUGGGUGGUGCACAAAUCCGAGCAACGACUAAAGCGUCAUGCGAAUAAUCAAAACUCGAUACCAAAUAAUCUCCGUACGCUCCCUACAACGCCGGCGGCUUCAGCGGCCCCAUCCGUAGGUGAGGCCGGCAUCUCUGUUGCUCCUAGCGGCAAUCGUCGCGUGUCCUCAGAUAGCAGCAGCUACUCCACGGACGUGCCAGAUCCACAGCCCGGGGCUGUGGGUAAGCAGCAAACAACGCGCGUCAAGGAUCAACGGGAGGUGCGCGCGAAGCGCAACGAGUGGCGGAUUACAAAGAUGGUGCUCGCCAUUUUUCUCUCCUUCGUGAUCUGCUACCUUCCCAUUACGAUUGUAAAGGUCGCCGACAAAGACGUCGAGCAUCCUAGCCUGCACAUCUUCAGCUAUAUCAUGCUCUAUCUGUCCGCCUGCAUCAAUCCGAUAAUCUAUGUCAUCAUGAACAAGCAGUACCGCAAGGCCUACAAGACGGUUGUGCUUUGCAAGCCCUCCCAGCUGCUGCUGCCCUUCGGCAAAGCAAACGGGGCCAGCAGUGCAGCAGGUAUAGAAAUGGAAAGAUACCGGGUUGAGCAACAACCACAGCCGCACGCUUGUAUCCCAGAUGUCAGCGUGCAUGAUGACGGCGGGAUCGUCAGGGGCUGCGACAACGGGUCCAACCCCCACCCUGUGUCCAUCGAUCUCCCUAGAGCUGAUGGCAAGGAGACAGGACGAAAGCCCCAUCCCACCAUCGAGUGCGAUAGCGGCUACGCCGCAACCGCCGCCGCCCUCAGUCACGACAGCUGCGACUCCCAGCACCCAAAACCAAUCGAAAAAUUCCACCAGCAGUCGGCUAGCGCUCAAGAAGAACAAUCACUCCUACAUAAACAACGGGUUCAACAGCAACAGCAACAGCAGCAGUACCAGUCCCAACUCAGCCAACAACAGCUUGUAUCGUCCUGGAUCCGGGACGCUGAUGCAGAGCAACGGCAACUUGCCACUGCGGCGCAUCACCAUGGUGGGGGACGACAUUAUAUUGGAGGAGGAGGAGCUACCCACAACGCCCAGUCCGACGUCGACAGCCACCCCCGACAACGGAAUAACAUCGGCCCCAGCAGCAUCAGCACCAGCCCCAGCCCCAGCACCAACCACACCACCCAUCUAUAUGAACGUCGCCAUUCCGAAGAAAAGCCAAUAUUAUAGCAAAACUAUAGAUGAUACUCCAGUGAACGAUGCAUUGCAGCAGCGUCCCGACACGGCUGAGGGGGAGGUUAGCAAGGUGCCAACCAAGUUGAAAAUCCAAAAGACUAACAAAAUGCUUUAAAUCCCUAAAUAUGUAAUCUUACGGUAUGAUCGGACCAUUUUUCCCCCCCGCUAACAAUGUUAUUGUAAUUUUAUGAGACAUUGAUGCAAACGCUAUGACGGUUGCUUAUUUAGUAUUAUUCCUACUAUAGCGACAUAAAAAGACAAUAGUUCGCAGCUCCGCUUAUGUUCGAAAUUUUCUAGCCCUCUCCCAUUUUCGACAUAGUUUUAAUGUAAGGUGUUAAUUUUAUGUUUACUACUUAUUUGUAGCGUCCCCAAAAUGUUUCCACAGCUAUAGGUUAAAAGACAUCGCAACUUAGAAGUGAUUAUUAUUACAAGUAUGUUUUUUGUUUGUUUGGCCAGUUCGAAUUUUAGUUCUCAUUUAACUCAAUAGAAUAAUUGACAUUUUAUUUUAUUUAAAGUGGGAACCAGCUAAUAUACCUAGAAGGGCCAGACAAGGUCAACAUUCCGUUUAUAUAGUAUAUAUACAUAUGUACUACAUAUACAGAAAUAACUCACACUAAUACUUAUACACACCAAAUAUGAUUUGUGAAUGAGCAAAGAAAAUUGUUUAAUAACAAAUCCUCAUCACACUUUCAGCAUUCGAAUAUUAAUUUGUAUGUACAUACAAUGUAGCCAGUACUCUAUGCAUGUAUGGAUGUAUGUACAUAUUGUACAUUUUCAAUGCAUACCUACGUACUACAUAUGAAUGCAUGUCCAUGUACAAGUAUGUAUGCACUAUAAUUGUAUGUAUGUUUUGUACUGUAAAAGGUUUAAGAAAAUAAAAUGAAAUAAUAAAGAAAUAAUAUUCAAUCA